Molecule: messenger RNA, 780 nt
Organism: Pseudogymnoascus destructans
Lineage: Eukaryota; Fungi; Ascomycota; Leotiomycetes; Thelebolales; Thelebolaceae
Exons: 1
Coding region: 1-780 (259 amino acids)
Source: RefSeq, a predicted model, not a curated record
AUGGUCGAUACCGAAGAAUUAGCAAAAGGCUAUACAGCCCUCAACGGCACCCAAUACGACGCCGGUAAAUUCCUCCUCGAACGACUCAACAUCACCACCGGCAACCACGUCCUCGACGUCGGCUGUGGCCCCGGCGACAUCACCGCCCACAUUUCCAACAUCGUCGGCCCCAGCGGCAGCGUAGUAGGUAUCGACCCAAGUAAAGAGCGUAUUGCCCUUGCCAACGAGAUCGCCACGUCAAAUCUCUCGUUCCACGUCGGCCGCGCCGAGGACCUCUCACGUUUCGAGUCAGACAGCAUCGAUGUGGUGUUUGUGAACUCUACGUUCCACUGGGUGGAGGACCAGGCGACGGCAAUGAAAGAGUUCGCGCGUGUGCUGAAGUCUGGGGGACGUGUUGGGAUUUCCGGGGGGUCGGGGGAUUUCGAGGCAGCGCAUGAGAAGAUCAAGGCGGAUGUGCUCUCGCGGGAGCCGUACUCCAAGUAUCCCCUGACGAGCGGGCCGAAGUUCCUGAAGAGGAGCGAGAUUGAGAGUCUGCUUAAUGAGGCGGGGUUGGAGAAGCGGGAGAUAGUGGUGAACACUAUUGUCAAGGAGGCGAAGGAUGGGGCGGCUAUGGUUGAGUGGCUGGAUACGAGUUCGUCGGGGAAGACGUAUGGGGGGAUUCCGCUGGACUUGAGGCCGCAGGCCAGGGAGGAGAUGAUGCUGGAAUGGGCGAAGAUUACUACAGAGGAGGGGAUUAAGAUGGAUAUGGAGUUGUUGGUCACGGUGGCCACGAAGAGUUGA